Danio rerio (zebrafish) is the source of this 2779-nucleotide messenger RNA. It is a transcript of the gene ptpn4a, whose product is annotated as protein tyrosine phosphatase non-receptor type 4a. Gene Ontology annotation, cellular component: plasma membrane; membrane; cytoskeleton. Lineage: Eukaryota; Metazoa; Chordata; Actinopteri; Cypriniformes; Danionidae. Gene Ontology annotation, biological process: developmental process. Gene Ontology annotation, molecular function: protein tyrosine/serine/threonine phosphatase activity; hydrolase activity; protein tyrosine phosphatase activity. The record is from RefSeq and is marked provisional.
UGUGUGGACCGUAAUGACCGCACGCUUCCGGUUGCCUGCUGGCAGAUCCUACAAUGUCCGGACGACGGAGCUGGCACGCGACAGACAGCGCACCGAGGUGGUCUGCAACAUUCUUCUUUUGGACAACACUGUCCAGCCUUUUAAAGUCAAUAAGCACGAUCAAGGACAGAUCCUACUGGACGCUGUCUUCAAGCACCUGGAACUAACCGAGAGAGACUAUUUUGGGUUGCACCUGGCCGACGAGCCCUCUGAUAGUCCGAGGUGGCUGGAUCCAAAUAAACCCAUAAGGAAGCAAUUAAAAAGGGGCUCCCCACAUCAUCUGAACUUCCGGGUGAAAUUCUUUGUGAGUGACCCCAACAAACUUCAGGAAGAAUACACACGGUACCAGUAUUUUCUACAGAUUAAGCAAGACAUACUCAGUGGAAGACUGCCCUGUCCGCACAAUACUGCCGCACUCCUUGCAUCGUAUGCCGUUCAGUCCGAGCUGGGUGAUUAUAGCGAGGCUGAGAAUUUGCCAGGAUACCUGUCUGAGUUCUUCUUCAUCCCCAACCAGCCUCAGGGCUUUGAGAAAGAUGUCGCCAAACAUCACCAGCAACACAAUGGACUUAACCCAGCACAGUCUGAAUUCAAUUACCUGAACACAGCACGAACAUUGGAUCUCUAUGGAGUUGAACUACACUAUGCAAGGGAUCAAAGCAACACUGAGAUUUAUGUGGGCGUGUUGUCAGCUGGCAUUGGCAUCUACAAGAACAGGGUACGAAUCAACUAUUUUCCAUGGUUAAAGAUUGUGAAAAUAUCUUUUAAGUGCAAACAGUUUUUCAUCCAGCUAAGAAAAGAGGCGCAUGAUACAAGAGAUACAUUGCUCGGUUUCAACAUGGUAAACUACAGGGCCUGUAAGAACCUCUGGAAAACCUGUGUUGAACACCACACCUUCUUUCGGCUGGAUCGACCCGUUCCUCCACAGAAGAACUUUUUUGCGCACUACUUCAGUUUGGGCUCCAGGUUUCGUUACUGCGGGAGGACGGAAGCACAAUCUGUUCAGUAUGGCAAGGAGAAGGGAAUCAAGGACAGGGUGUUUGCAAGCAAGCCCCUGGCCAGAAAGCUGAUGGGUGUGACAGACUGGGAAGCAGUGAGCAGGAACUCACUGUCUGAAGAGAGGCUAGAGACCCGCAGCCUACCCACCCGCUCCCCUCCUGGGACACCUAACCACAACUCCUUGUUUGUUCAAGAGGGUCCCCGGCUGCGGCCCUCUUCAAUGGGUCACCUGGUGGACCAUGUCAUCCAUGCCUCCCCCAGCCUUCCGGUUUUCUCCAAUCACAAAUCGGCUUCCUCUACACAAGCUAACAGCAUCAGCCUGGAGUCUACACCGUCUCCAGAAGGUGUUGAAGGUCCACCACCAGCCCUCCCACCCAAGCAGUCCCGGAAGAACCUGAGCCAGCUCAUACUGUCCCAUUCCCAACAGGACUUGGACAACCACAUCAACGAAAUGUACGAUGUCCCCACAGCAACCGACAAGGUCAUGCCCAAUGGAGUCGUUCCUCAUGACAAUCUUGUCCUGAUCAAGAUGAAGCCGGAUGAGAACGGGAGAUUUGGGUUUAAUGUGAAGGGUGGAUCUGAUCAAAAGAUGCCAAUUAUUGUGUCUCGAGUAGCGCCUGGAACAUCGGCUGAUUUGUGUGUCCCCCGACUGAACGAGGGCGAUCAGGUUGUGCUGAUCAACGGUCGGGAAAUUGCAGAGCAUUCACAUGAUCAGGUGGUCAUGUUCAUCAAGGCCAGCUGUGAAAGCCACUCGGGGGAGCUCAUUCUGCUGGUGCGGCCCAAUGCAAUCUAUGAUGUUGUUGAGGAAAAGCUGGAGACAGAGCCAGAUUUCCAGUAUAUCCCUGAAAAAUCUCCUACAGACCCAUCUCACCUCGACCAGGACGCCUGGAGAGACUCAAUGCUGUAUUUAAAGGAGGGUCUCAACAGCGGUACUAUACUGGCCCAGUUUGAUCAAUUGUAUCGUAAAAGGCCUGGAAUGACAAUGUCAUGUGCCAAAUUACCUCAGAAUAUUUCCAAAAACCGCUACAGAGACAUCUCACCUUAUGAUGCAACUCGAGUCAUUCUGAAAGGCACAGAAGACUACAUCAAUGCAAAUUACAUCAACAUGGAAAUCCCUGCCUGCAGUCUCAUAAACCGCUAUAUCGCCUGCCAGGGGCCUCUGCCCAACACGUGCUCUGAUUUUUGGCAGAUGACGUGGGAGCAGGGCUCUUCUAUGGUAGUCAUGCUUACUACUCAGGUCAAGUGCCAUCAGUACUGGCCGAACCCCUCAGGUAGCGCUACAUACGGCGGCUUUCAGAUUUCCUGCCAGACUGAAGAGGGAAACUCUGCUUUCUUGGUUCGGGAAAUAACACUUACUCACAUUGAGAGUGGAGAGAGCAGAGAACUGACCCAAAUCCAGUAUCUGGCUUGGCCUGACCACGGUGUACCAGACGAUUCAACAGACUUCCUGGAUUUUGUGGCUCUGGUCCGGAAUAAACGAGCAGGGAAGGAUGAGCCUGUGGUGGUCCACUGCAGUGCUGGGAUUGGUCGGACCGGAGUUCUCAUCACAAUGGAGACAGCCAUGUGUCUGAUGGAGUGCAGUCAGCCGGUGUUUCCAUUAGAAAUAGUGAGAACCAUGCGGGAUCAGAGGGCCAUGAUGAUUCAGACGCCUAGCCAGUUCAAGUUUGUGUGCGAGGCCAUACUGAAAGUUUACGAGGAGGGCCUGGUCAAACCGCUCAAGUCCAUUCUGUACGAAUCCAACUAA